GAGAGAGAGACAGGGGGUGGGGGGAGAGAGAAUAAUUAAGAGACAUAUUAAAAAAAAUGAAAGAAAAUAUCCAACGUGAGGAUUCGAUUUUUUAAAAGUUACAAAGUGUUUUUAAUUUUGUUAUACCAAUAUUGUAUCACCGAGUAUUGCGAUAAACAAAACUAUAAUGUUUGGUUAAACUACAGCUUAUAUAGUAAAUCGAAACGACCAAUAAAAACGUCAAAGAAAGACAAUAUUGUGAUUCGAGUGAUAACAAUAACGUAGUAUUUAUCAAUCGUUUAAAGUAUAAGUGUUUGUUUCUACGCAAGUUAUCGUAUUAAUGAUAAAUCAUAUAUUUGAUUCGUAAUGGAUAUAUGUGCUUGAUAAUUUUGAUAUUAAAUAGCAAAAGCGUUUGAAAGAUUCAGGCUCAGUUUUAUUAAAAAACUUAAUUUAUGCGUUUAAUUGAAGACGAACUCAUUUAAAGAAAAUGAUGACGUUAAUAAUACUCUGGUUAUUAAGCGGAUUAAUCGCACUUUGGUUAUUAUUUAAUUUCGCAAAUCAUUUAAUAUCUAUUAUAUGGGAAAUAUUUUUUCCCCUUAUCAAUUCCAAAACGAUCAAUUUGCGCACGAAAUUUGGCGAAUGGGCAGUGGUAACAGGAUCAACCGAUGGAAUUGGAAAGGCUUACGCAAUGGAACUAGCUACAAGAAACAUUAAUUUAAUCUUAAUAAGCAGAAGUUUAGAUAAAUUGGAAAAUACCAAGUCUGAAAUAUUAAACGUUAAUCCUAACAUAGAAGUGAGGAUCAUACAGGCAGACUUUAGCAAAGGCAAACUGAUCUACGAAGAAAUCAAAUCUCAAUUGGAAAAUAUACCAAUUGGAAUAUUGGUGAAUAACGUGGGCAAACAGUAUAGUUAUCCAAUGUAUCUCAACGAAGUUCCGGAGGAUGAGCUAUGGGAUAUUAUAACAAUAAAUGUGGGGGCUGCCACGAUGAUGACGCGAUUAAUUAUUGAAGGAAUGAAAAAACGUAGAAAAGGUGCAAUCGUUAAUAUAUCUUCUGGCUCGGAACAUCAGCCGCUACCAUUAAUGACCGUCUAUGCUGCAACCAAAGUAUAUUUGAAAAGUUUCUCCAAUGCAAUUAGAAUCGAAUAUUCGAAAUUUGGUAUAACGAUUCAACAUUUGUCACCAUUCUUUAUCAAUACCAAAAUGAAUGCCUUCAUUCCGAGAUUUCAGGUAUCCAGCCUAUUUGUUCCUAAUCCAACGACUUAUGCCAAAAAUGCAAUAGCCACACUCGGUAAAGUAGAUUCAAGCAGCGGAUAUUGGGCCCAUGAUAUUCAAACAUUUUUCAGUCUUAUUGCACCUGUAUGGAUUAGGGCAAAAAUUGGUUGGUUAAUGAACAAAAAAUUUCGGGAAGAUUAUAUUGCAUAUAUCAAAAAUAAAUAAAUUGUUGUUGGAGAAAUUAAUAUUACAAAAUCAAUAUUAUAUUAAUG
This is a messenger RNA of Vespa crabro (European hornet), 1464 nucleotides long. Its product is annotated as inactive hydroxysteroid dehydrogenase-like protein 1. Gene Ontology annotation, cellular component: endoplasmic reticulum. NCBI's taxonomy places the organism in Eukaryota, Metazoa, Arthropoda, Insecta, Hymenoptera, Vespidae. The record is from RefSeq and is a predicted model, not a curated record. The transcript has 5 exons. The coding region runs from base 467 to 1417 and encodes 316 amino acids. Gene Ontology annotation, molecular function: oxidoreductase activity.